AUAACAUCUGAGUGGAUUAGCCGCUCGGAGGACUUUAAAAAGGGCCAGACAGAGAGAGGAACACCAAAAGCGAGAAACAAGCCAAGCUCAUCACACAGCAUCAGAAAAAACACUUGGAGACUUCAACAAAAGUAUCCAAUUGAAAUGGCAGACACAGCCGUUGCACUUCCCGCCGACAAGAAGGCCCCUCCCAGAUUCAAGCAGAGGGCCGCUCGUACCUUCAAGAGCAAGGCACCUAAACCCGGCCAGAAGGGAUUCGGAGACGAUAUCCCCGGCAUGGAGGGUCUUGGCACAGACAUCACAGUGGUUUGCCCAUGGGAAGCCUUCGGGGACAUGGAACUCUGUGACCUGGCGAAAUAUGGAAUUGUUUAGCCCUCUUCCCUCUGCCUUUACCAUCCGUUGUUCCUCAUGUAUCCCAACUGUUUACUGAACAGCUGAAAAGAGAUAGCAGCUUUUAAUUAAAGGUUUUGACCUGGAAAAAAAGAAAUCCAGUACUCUAGCUUGUCUCAUGCACUUUAUCUUCGACCAAUUCUCCAUCAUCCUCGUAACGAGUGGUGUCAGCAGCCUGUACUUUCCACAGAGGAAAAAGAAGAAAUCAAAUGGAGUAUCUAUUUUAUAAUAUGAAAGAGGGUCCUCUUUUUCCACCUCUUCCCCUCAAAGCUGCUAAUCCAACAUGCACAGAUGUCUAUUUUGUGUCUUAGCUACAUAAACAUUUUAUUUUUAAGAGAAAGUCUAUGAUUCACUUCACUCUUCAGUGAAAAGAUCAUGUAUCUAUUUUGUCAGUAGAGAGGAACAACUCCAUAAACACAAUAAAAGUUAAUAGUUUGACCAUC
Molecule: messenger RNA, 833 nt
Organism: Perca fluviatilis (European perch)
Lineage: Eukaryota; Metazoa; Chordata; Actinopteri; Perciformes; Percidae
Product: retinal cone rhodopsin-sensitive cGMP 3',5'-cyclic phosphodiesterase subunit gamma-like
Exons: 3
Coding region: 145-372 (75 amino acids)
Biological process (GO): positive regulation of G protein-coupled receptor signaling pathway; positive regulation of epidermal growth factor receptor signaling pathway; visual perception
Cellular component (GO): photoreceptor outer segment membrane
Molecular function (GO): 3',5'-cyclic-nucleotide phosphodiesterase activity; cGMP binding
Source: RefSeq, a predicted model, not a curated record